AUGGCCAUGACGCCGUUCCAGCUCGAGGCGUGGGUCGAGUUCGCUAUCGGCGUCGUUAUUCUCUUCUCGCGUAUCGCGUACCGGACCAAGCUGGUGGGACGCAACUGGGCGGGCGACGACUACUUUGCCGCCGCCGCGGUGGUGUUUCUGGCGGGCGAGACGGCGAUGCUGCACGUAAUAGUCGGCAUGACAGACGAGAAAGCCCUGCAGCUCACGGAGCAGGAAAAGGCAACCAUCGUCAAGGGCGCCAAGGCAGACAUUGCGGGCUGGUGCCUCUACAUUACCCUAAUAUGGUGCUUGAAGGCGUGCAUGCUCUUCUUCUACCGCCGACUUACCCUCGAUACCUUUCAGAAGCGCCUCGUCUUGUUCGCCGGCAUCGCAUGGAUAUGCUCCUACAUCGCCACCAUCGGCGUCGUCCUGCUGCGAUGCCUCCCCUUCCACCGCAACUGGCAGGUCUACCCCUACCCAGGCGACGAGUGCGGCACGCCCAACCAAAUCUUCCUGACCCUCGUCAUCACCAACGUCUCGACCGACCUGCUCAUCCUCUACAUCCCCCUGCCUCUACUCUGGGUCGUCAAGAUUCCCCUUGGGAAAAAAAUCAUCUACUGCCUCUGGCUCACCACCGGCGUCUUCGUCAUCGUCGCCAGCCUCCUCCGCUGCGUCCUCUCCAUCCGCUACGCCAACGAGGUCGACGUCUCCACCAUCUGGGCCAUCCGCGAGACCUUUGUCGGCAUCAUCUGCGUCAACGCCCCCAUCCUCGGGCCCUGGCUCGUCAAGAAGGGCAGCCUCUGGGCCCGCAGCGUCUCCUCCUCCCGCCAGAGCUCCAAGAACAGCGACCGCAACGGCGGUGCCGGCCUGCCGACGAUCAUCACCAUCGGCCAGCGCAGCAUGCGCCUCGGACGGCUAAAAAAGGACGGCAAGGCGGACGGCCGCGCGGGCGCGACGACGGGCUGGACGACGAUCAACGACAGCGACGAGUGUGUGGUCGUCGUCGAGCAGCACAGCGACGGCGGGCCGAGCGCAGAACCGGCCAAGGGCGGUGGGAAGAAGACGGACCAGCCGGCCGUGACCUCGAUGGCGGCAUCCUCGUCGACGGCGGUCAACGACAUGGUAUAG
Molecule: messenger RNA, 1116 nt
Organism: Cordyceps fumosorosea ARSEF 2679
Lineage: Eukaryota; Fungi; Ascomycota; Sordariomycetes; Hypocreales; Cordycipitaceae
Exons: 4
Coding region: 1-1116 (371 amino acids)
Source: RefSeq, a predicted model, not a curated record